Messenger RNA from Heterobasidion irregulare TC 32-1, 2269 nucleotides. Its product is annotated as glycoside hydrolase family 5 protein. The transcript has 8 exons. Bases 37 to 1755 code for a protein of 572 amino acids. The record is from RefSeq and is a predicted model, not a curated record. Gene Ontology annotation, molecular function: hydrolase activity, hydrolyzing O-glycosyl compounds. Lineage: Eukaryota; Fungi; Basidiomycota; Agaricomycetes; Russulales; Bondarzewiaceae.
ACCCCCUUCCCUUCCUUUCUCAGAGGUCAUAUCGCCAUGCGCUGUUCCACUUGGUUGACCGUGGCCUUGAACGCGCUCUCCGCGUAUGCCGCAACGACCCCUUCACGAACCGUCGCAAAACGCUGGAAAACAGACAGCGAGCUGUUCGUCAAGGCCGAAAAUGGUCAAUUCCAGGUCAACGGAAGCGAGUUCAAGUUCAUUGGAACAAACGCGUACUGGUUGCCAUAUCUCAACUCUGUGGAUGAUAUCAACAGUACUUUGGCCAAUAUGUCUGCUGUUGGUAUCAGGGUGGUCAGAACUUGGGCAUUCAAUGAUGUCACAGCCAUCCCUGUCAAUGGCACUUGGCUCCAGCUGAUCGUCAACGGAACGACAUCGAUCAACAAUGGCACCAAUGGCCUGCAGCGGUUGGACAAGUUCGUCGAGCUCGCUCAAUCGCACGGGAUUUACGUGUUGUUCUCGUUGACAAAUAAUUGGAACCCGAUUGACAACUCCUCGGAGGUGACGAUUGUUCGUCGCGACGACCAAGGGAACUCUAGUCUCCCGCGGAACUUCCUGUCGAACACAUACGGUGGAAUGGACGCUUAUGUUCGCGAGUUUGGUUUGAACAAGCAGCACGAUGAAUUUUACACGAAUUUCACAAUCAUGGACAUCUUCAAGAAUUAUACGAAACAAGUGAUCACCCGAUUCAUUGACAGUCCCGCAAUCUUUGCAUGGGAGCUUGCCAACGACCCACGAUGCAGCUCUUCCCUCGCCGCGAGCGACUCUUGUAACACGUUGACCAUCACGAACUGGCACGCUAAUGUCUCGAGCUUCGUGCGCUCGAUCGAUCCUAACCACCUGGUCUCGUCUGGGAAUCACGGCUUCCAGUGCCCGUUCUGCCCAAAGCUGUUCCCUCUCACCCCGCCUGCGCCUGCGGCUAGACCCUCUCCUGCCCCGGGUGCCUCAGGUGCACGGCGCCGUUCUGUCAGUAGGGUCAUGACCAAGGCACGUCUCAUGCGUGAUAUCGCCGACAAGCGUCGCAAAAUUCGCCUCGCCUCACCGGUAGCAGGGGGCGUCAAGAUCCGGGGGCGCUGGACGGCGUCCGGCGUCUCAAAGAGGCAGGACAGCGGGGUGGGGUCGGCGUUCGAUGGCUCGCAGGGCGUCGACAGUCAGGACAUCCUCAAUAUUCCAGACAUCGGAUUCGGCUCGUUCCAGCUGUUCCCUGAUCAGAACAACUACAAUACGCUAGGGACGGGUUCCGACAACACGCAGAACACAGGCUUCGACUUCAAUGCCACCCUGCAAGAGGGCAUCAACUGGAUCAACAGUAAUGCGGCUUCUGCUCAAGCCGUCGGCAAGCCCCUGGCGCUCACGGGCUUCGGUGUCGUCACGCAGGAGAACAUCCCGUUCUUCGUGCCGUUCAACAGCACGCUCCCGUCCUUCCCCACUGCCGCGAACACGGGCAACACGAGCACGGGCACGCUCGGUGUCGGCGCCACGGACCAGCAGCGCGACCAGACGUACCAGCAGUGGCUCCAGGCCGGCAUCGACGCGGGCGUGCAGGGCCUGGUGCAGUACCAGUGGACGGCAAACAACCUGACGCAGCAGCAGGGAACGCUCAUCCCCUUGGGCGUCUUGCCGGUGCAGGACACGAACGACUCGACGGGCACGUUGGGGCAGUCGCCGAACGACGGGUACAGCGUGCAAGGAGUCGGUCUGAACCAAGAACAGGCGACGCUCUCGAACGCGGCGCAGCAGGUCGGGGUCUCGCCCUGAGAGCCGCACGUCGUGACUUUCCGCGAACAACGAAAAUUUGUGGAUCGCGGGUGCGCCCCGCUGGAUUCUUCUCCCUUCUACGGACGCACUCGAAUUCGCGCACGAUCUUUCACGGCCUCGCUACGCACCCGGAAGACAUUCCUAGCUUUUUGGAUUCGCGGUAUCUUAAUGCGCCUCCCGGAGGCCCCUUCGUUUAAGCAUGACAUUCUAUUUACGAGCGCAUCUACGACGUGCGGAUUUUUUUUUGCCGCAUUCGUUGGACACGUCGAUGGACCUGGACCACUGUUGUAUUUGAAUCACGCCUUCUCACGACCCCGAGCGCGCGUGUACGUGGUAGUAGCAGUAGCUAGUAGUAGUAUGAUCGCUGGACUGAUUUGUUCGUUGUUGUCGUAGUACCCGGUCGAGUCGAUGUCUGUCUCAUUGGAUUUGGAUCUGGAUUCAUAGACUUUUGUUGUUGUUGUUGUUGUUGUUGUUGUUCGUGCCGUUACGCGCACUCAUUGUUUUUUGGACGCUU